UGCAUUUUUUGCUGAUAGCCCCCUCGACCCAUCAAACAAACCCAGCAAAUCCUCAACUCCUCUUUCUUCUGACUCUCAUAGACUCACUCUCUCCCCGCUUCACUGAUAGGUCUCUCGCUCUCUCUCUCUCUCUCUCUCUCUCCCCCCUCCUCCUCCUCCUCCAAUGGCUGCUUCCUGCAGAUAUCCAUUGCUUCUCUCUCUAACAAUCUCCAUGUUUUUCCAUCUUACUUCAGCAUUGUUAUCUGAACCAGACAUUCUUCUCACAUUCAAGGCCUCCAUUAAAGACCCCCAAAAUUCUCUCUCAAGCUGGUCCAACACCUCCGCCACCCACCACUGCCAAUGGGCUGGAAUCACCUGCACCGCCGCCACCACCACCACACUUUCUGUCACCUCCCUCAACCUCCAAAGCUUCAACCUUUCAGGUGACAUUUCACCUUCAAUCUGUGGGCUCCCUUAUCUGUCAGAGCUCAACCUUGCUGACAACUUCUUCAACCAGGCCAUCCCUCUCCACCUCUCUCAGUGCACUUCUCUGGAGACUUUGAAUCUCAGCAACAAUUUAAUCUGGGGUACACUUUUAAACCAGAUUUCUCAGUUUGGUAACUUGAAAGUUCUUGACUUGAGCAUAAACCAUGUUGAAGGAAGCAUCCCACAAGGCCUUGGUGCACUCCACAACCUCCAAGUUCUCAACUUGGGCAGCAACUUGCUUUCGGGUAGUGUGCCUUCUAUUUUUGGGAAUUUGACUGAGCUAGUUGUUCUUGAUCUGUCUCAAAAUACAUACUUGGUGAGUGAGAUUCCCACUGACAUUGGGAAGCUUGUGAAGCUUGAGAAGUUGUUCUUGCAAAGCUCUGGUUUUCAUGGUGUAAUUCCUAAUUCCUUGGUGGGUUUACAAAGUUUGAGUGUUUUGGACUUUUCCCAAAAUAACUUAACAGGUAGGGUUCCUCAGAUGCUAGGGUUUUCUCUCAAGAACUUGGUGUCUUUUGAUGUUUCAGAGAAUAGGCUUUCUGGGUUUUUCCCAAAUGGCAUCUGUAGUGGAAAGUACCUUAUAAACCUCAGCCUUCACACAAACGUGUUCAAUGGUACAAUACCUGACUCCAUUAGUGAAUGCUUAAGGCUUGAGGUGUUUGAAGUUCAGAACAAUUUGUUUUCUGGGGAUUUCCCAGUUGGGUUAUGGUCAUUGCCCAAAAUUAAGCUCUUGAGAGCUGAGAAUAAUCGGUUUUCGGGUGAAAUACCUGAUUCGGUAUCAAUGGCUGCUCAAUUGGAGCAGGUUCAAAUAGAUAACAACCGCUUCACUAGCAAAAUUCCUCAUGGUCUUGGGCUAGUCAAGAGCCUGUAUAGAUUCUCUGCUUCUCUUAAUGGUUUAUAUGGUGAACUCCCUGCAAAUUUCUGUGACUCCCCUGUUAUGAGUAUAAUGAAUCUCUCCCACAAUUCACUUUCGGGUCAAAUUCCGGAGGUUAAAAAAUGCAGGAAGCUAGUGUCAUUGUCUUUGGCAGACAACAGUCUUCGUGGGAAUAUCCCACAAUCCCUUGGGGAAUUACCAGUGCUAACUUACCUUGAUCUUUCGGAUAAUAAGCUUACUGGUCCCCUGCCACAGGCGCUUCAGAACUUGAAGCUUGCACUCUUUAAUGUUUCCUUUAAUCAGCUAUCUGGUAGAGUUCCCUACUCUCUUAUUGCAGGACUCCCAGCUUCAUUUCUUCAAGGAAAUCCUGAUCUUUGCGGUCCAGGAUUACUCGAUUCUUGUUCUGAUGACCAGCCAAGACACCAUUCUUUUGAUUUUACAACCUUGAUAUGUGCCUUGGUAUCUAUAGCUUUUGCUGUUGGAACUCUCAUUAUUGCUGGUGGGUUAAUCUUUUAUAAUCGAUAUUAUAAACACAGAGCUCAAGUUGGCCUUUGGCGUUCGGUGUUCUUUUAUCCUCUCAGAGUCACUGAGCAUGACUUGAUGAUGGGAAUGGAUGAGAAAACUGCUGCAGGAUGUGGUGGAGUAUUUGGUAGAGUUUACAUUGUAAGUUUACCGAGUAAUGAACUUGUUGCUGUGAAGAAGCUUGUGAAUUUUGGGAUCCAGUCUUCGAAAGCUUUGAAGGCUGAGAUCAAGACCUUGGCCAAGAUCAGGCAUAAGCACAUUGUAAAAGUUCUGGGAUUUUGCUAUUCUGAUGAUUCGAUAUUUCUGAUAUAUGAAUUCCAACAGAAUGGGAGCUUGGGGGAUUUGAUCUGCAGACCUGAUUUUAACUUGCAGUGGAGUGUUAGAUUGAGAAUUGCCAUUGGCAUUGCGCAAGGACUGGCAUACCUUCACAAGGAUUAUGUUCCUCAUUUGCUUCAUAGAAAUCUCAAGUCAAACAAUAUCCUUUUGGACGCAGAGUUUGAACCAAAGCUCACAGAUUCUGCUCUUGACAGAAUUGUGGGAGAAGCUGCCUUUCAGUUAACCAUGGCUUCGGAAUCUGCUCUAUCCUGUUACAAUGCGCCAGAAUGCAAGUACAGUAAGAAAGCAACUGAAAAAAUGGAUGUUUACAGCAUUGGUGUUGUUCUACUGGAGCUAGUGACAGGCCGGCCAGCAGAGCAAGCAGAGCCAUCUAAAUCUCUUGACAUUGUAAAGUGGGUGCGACGAAAGGUCAACAUUACAAAUGGGGCUGUCCAAGUUCUUGAUCCCAAGAUCGGAAAUUCUUCCCAGCAAGAGAUACUAGGAGCUUUAGAAAUCGCUCUCCGCUGCACUUCUGUGAUGCCGGAGAAAAGACCAUCAAUGUCUGAAGUUGUGAGAUCACUUCAGUCCCUUGACUCGAAGACCCACGAGGCAGUUAUCGACUUCUCUACCUUUGAGGAGCUUUGAUCUUCAUUCUAAACAUUGGAGUUACAAAUGACUGCAAUUUUUGGUUGCUUUGUAUGUAAAUUAAACUUCACGGAUUCGGUUGUGAUGGGGGAAAGAAAGAUAAGGUUGGUUGGGCAUGGUUUUUUGUGUCUGUUGUUCAACAGAUCAUUUGGAAUUUGGCAUUUGGUUAAACUGUAAUGAGAUUUUUACAGUAUAAUAUGAAUGCCGUUAUAUAUGUUGUUGAUGCAAA
Pyrus x bretschneideri (Chinese white pear) is the source of this 3047-nucleotide messenger RNA. RefSeq names its product probably inactive leucine-rich repeat receptor-like protein kinase At5g06940. Gene Ontology annotation, biological process: protein phosphorylation. Lineage: Eukaryota; Viridiplantae; Streptophyta; Magnoliopsida; Rosales; Rosaceae. Gene Ontology annotation, molecular function: receptor serine/threonine kinase binding; ATP binding; protein kinase activity. Bases 164 to 2818 code for a protein of 884 amino acids. The record is from RefSeq and is a predicted model, not a curated record. The transcript has 3 exons.